Molecule: messenger RNA, 3587 nt
Organism: Tigriopus californicus
Lineage: Eukaryota; Metazoa; Arthropoda; Copepoda; Harpacticoida; Harpacticidae
Gene: PAN3
Product: PAN2-PAN3 deadenylation complex subunit Pan3-like
Exons: 9
Coding region: 387-2612 (741 amino acids)
Biological process (GO): protein phosphorylation; mRNA processing; nuclear-transcribed mRNA poly(A) tail shortening
Cellular component (GO): PAN complex; P-body
Molecular function (GO): ATP binding; poly(A) binding; protein kinase activity
Source: RefSeq, a predicted model, not a curated record
CGCCUCUCGGACUUCCUGCCUCACGGCGCAAAUAACAAAGCUCUCCUAUCAAAAUCACCUCAAAUCUUUCUCAAGGUCCGCAUGACCGCUAACUACGGUACCUCGACGGGUUCAAGCCUUCUGCUUUAGCCUGAAACGCCCCGAAUCCCGGAAUAACCCUCUGUCCUUGGCCGCGUUGCCUGCCCAUUUCUGCUCUACCUCCCUCAUUCAGUCCAACCGAGCCUUAGUCUUGGAUUCCGCUCUCCCUUGGGCCUAGGUCUGUUCACGAGACCGUGAGCUUGGCCUUUAAGGCUAGUGGUGGCUCUCUGGCGUGUCUCAUCUUCAUCGAGCUCCCCGAAUUGCCCAACCUGAUCAUGGGGGGGUUGUGUGGGUGAGCUGACCCGCCCAUGUACUUGCCUUCCCCAUUGUCUGGUCCGCCCACGGCGGGGGCACUCCGGGCCGGAUCGAUUCUCGCUCCGGGAUCCGCGGGCUCCUCGCCCCCUCCGCCCAACGGUGGUACAGCCAGCAGUCCGGCCACCGCUUUGGGUUUACUCAAUAACGGGCCCUUACCUCAGGGAUCGAAGUUAAUGGCCUACAUGAACAAUCGAGGUCCACCGCCCAUGAUGGGAUCAGGCUCCCCUCAUGUUAAUGGGUCGCCCGCCGGAUCGCAUGAGUUGAACACCUCCCAAUCCAUUCAGGCCUUGGAAUCCAAGGCUAACCUGACUGGUGAUGAUAAUCGUGGCUUGGGUCGCUCUUCGGUUCAAACCUCCGUCACGGCCACGAAUAUCAACCAUAUACAAGAAUUCGUACCGGCCUCGGCCACCAGUUCCACCGGGUCCGGGUCCGCCGGUAAUGGUGUGAUGGGUCUGCGUCAACCUCAUUCCUCUGGGGGUAAUGGUCGAUUGUAUUCCCGCUCUCCCGUUCCGUCUGCCCAUCCCGCCCCUGGCAAUGGGGCAGAUUCGGAGGGGAGUGUGGCCCGAAUCUCGCCCACCAGCAUGACACCCGAGCAGCAAGCCGCCUUGGAGGCUGUAGCGACGUUUAGCGAUGGAGGCACCACGUACUUUUUCUCAGGCGAUGAAAUGCCCAUGAGCCACCCCAUGUCCUCCCAAGGGUUGAAUAGCGGGACAUCGACUUUGUUACCCGACUACUCGGCUUAUUCGGGUACGCCUAGCUUUGUCGCCAACAUGCGAGUGAGGGCCAAUAUCCCCGGCUUCUUAGCGGACAGCGAAAUCCGAAUCGAUAUCCUCAAGCGACAGCAGAUCUGUUGGGCUCAGAUUGAUAUGGACCAGCACCCUGGCGUUCCUUCCGAAGUGGACAACUUCAAGGAGCUUUGUCCAUUGGAAUCUGUUCCUCAAAGCCCAACCAUGAAAAACAAAUCGCACACAUUCGGCUAUUACACGACCGUGUACAAAGCGGCGAACAUGAAGACCGGUGUCUUAGUGUGUCUCAGGCGAAUUCACGGCUACCGCCUACUCAACACAAAGUGCAUGAUGUUGGUGGAACAAUGGCGAAAACUGUCGCAUCCCAAUCUUGUUUCCUUACGCCAAGUGUUUACCACCAAGAGUUUUGGCGACCAUUCAAUGGUAUUCGUGUAUGAUCUGUAUCCGGGGGCUGAGACCCUGAUGGAGAAGCAUUUUAGUCAUCCAGCUCAAACGGGAAACGCGUUCAUGGACCCAUUCAGUGGGACUGAUGGGACCGCCAGACCAUAUUCUCAACAGAAGAAUCAGAUGCUUCGCCAACAGGCCAUGUUGACAAAUAACGGGCUCUUGGCUGAGAGUGUCAUUUGGUCGUACGUGAUCCAGUUAACUUCGGCCCUUCGGCACAUCCAUUCCGCGGGAUUGGCCUGCCGUACUUUGGACCCGACAAAGAUCUUGAUCAUUAACAAAUCUCGACUCCUCUUAAAUUGCGGAGGUAUCUUCGAUGUCAUUACCUUUGACGCGGCUGCUAGCAAUCCAAUGGGUGCCAUGGCCCAUUACCAACAAGAAGAUCUCGUUUCAUUGGGCAAAAUCGUCUUAGCUCUGGCUUGCAACUCCUUUCUCGCCAUUCAACGAGAGAACCUUCAAACAUCGAUGGAAAUUGUUACCUCAACUUACAGCACAGACCUCAGGAACCUCAUCAUGUAUCUGCUAACAAACCCGAACCGAGUCAAAAGUGUGAACGACCUCAUGCCGAUGAUUGGUGCCCGAUUCUACACGCAUUUGGACGCGGCAUAUGCUCGAUGUGACAGCGUUGAAUCAGAGCUAUCCAAAGAGGUCGAAUCGUCUCGACUCUUCCGCUUGUCUACAAAAAUUUCAACCGUCGUGGAUCGUGCUGAGCUCAAUGGUGACUUUGGUUGGGCAGAAUAUGGCGAUCGGUACAUGCUGAAGUUGUUCCGGGAUUACGUCUUUCAUCAAGUCAUGGAGGACAACCGCCCCUGGUUGGAUAUGGCUCAUGUGAUUACUUGCCUCAAUAAGUUAGACGCUGGCUCAUCUGAGCGGGUGUGCCUCAUGUCAAGGGACGAACAGAACGUGCUUGUCGUCAGUUAUGCCGAGCUGAAACUGAGUCUGGAGCAAUCUUUCUCAGAGUGUGUGCAAGCCAGUCGGAUGCCCCCAAACCCUUCGGGACAUUCUGGGGCCAUGGGUUCUCAUUACUAAAGCAGAUAAUUUUCACCCUUCUCGUUUGGAUCCGAAACACGAAGGAAGUAGAUCUGUUCUUUUCCUGUUGUGGGUGAGAUGAUCGAUCAACCGAGCGAUCUAGUCAUUCCUGCCACAGGUCACAAACAACGUUGAUUUUGCAGAAACAAAUCCUUCGAGGUACAUUAGAAUCUCUGCUCUUGCAUUCGUGCAUUCCCCACCUCCUCAUGUCCAGCACAGUUAUGUCUGAGCCUGACUUCGUAAACGGCGAGAGUCUUACUACUUAAACAAGAUAUCGCAAUUAUAUUUUUGCAAAGAAGAAAACCAUGUAGCCCAAAGAUUAUCCACCUAAAUAUCGCGUAGUCUGGCCAGACGACGACGGUGUGGAUUUCCAUUCUCGAAAUCUUUUCGAGUACUCGCAAAUACUCGACCUCAUCUCUAUUGCUGAUCAGUAAAUUACACAAUGUUUGCGAUGACUGAAGCCCGUUACAAUCAGAACAGAUUUUACCCCUCGCCCAGUACGGCUCAGCUCUACUAUUGCUAUUUGUCUGUCCAUUUCAUCGUUACAGAGUACCAUCAUCCAUUUGUUAGUACAAACAAACUUCACUGUAUUCGUGUAGUACGAUGAUUUCUGAACCUGAUGUUUGAUACGCCUUGGUGACCAAAAACUCCAAAUGGCGAAUCGGAUGUUAACUGCGGCCCUAAAUUUUGCAUAAUAUGCUCAUGCCAAUCGUUCAGUUUCGACGUUUCUUCCAAAGAUAUUGAUUGCCGAGUGUGGCCAUGACUGUUUACAAGUGCAUCGCUCAUAUGUCUCAAUAUCAACAUCAUUAUUUAUUUUUGUCGAUUCAGAAACGGAAAUCAACAUAAUAUGCCAUGAAAAAAAAAUGAAAAAAAAAAGGAACAAAAAUGCUAAGGAAGAAAAAUCAACGAAAAAAACGCGAAAAACCAUUGUGAAAACGCCCCGAAAAAAAGCAAAAAAUACAUUCACGAAAACGA